CGGUUCUUUCAUCUGCUUGACGCUGGCUAUUGGUCUGCUGCUGUGGGUUUCUCUGUUGCUGCUUCCUUCGGCAGUCAGCUGGGGAUUUGUUCUCAGCGGGCUCUCAGUUGCUGUGUUGGUUCUGGGCUUAUGUUCAUUCCUCAUGGUUUUCAUCAUCUCGCAGUUGCUGUCUCUUGGGUUUCCAGCUUUCCUCCAGCUGAAUUUUCUGGAUCUUCAGCUGGACUCUCAGCUGGCUUUUGCUAG
Ilex paraguariensis (yerba mate) is the source of this 243-nucleotide messenger RNA. The record is from the annotation of a GenBank genome assembly. Lineage: Eukaryota; Viridiplantae; Streptophyta; Magnoliopsida; Aquifoliales; Aquifoliaceae.